Dovyalis caffra is the source of this 1188-nucleotide messenger RNA. NCBI's taxonomy places the organism in Eukaryota, Viridiplantae, Streptophyta, Magnoliopsida, Malpighiales, Salicaceae. The record is from the annotation of a GenBank genome assembly.
AUGGCGCUUCGUUUCGAGAUUCUUGGGAGGUUUAAUCGUGCUCGUGCUGCUCGAUUGACGCUUCCCCACUUUGUAUGCCAGACUCCUCUGUUUAUGCCUGUAGGCACACAAGGGACAAUUAAAGGUUUGACCACUAACCAGCUUGAAGAGAUUGGCUGUCAAAUAAUUCUUGGAAAUACAUAUCAUUUGGCCCUCCGUCCUACAUCUGAGCUUAUUGAUGAAUUAGGGGGUCUUCAUAAAUUUAUGAACUGGCCUAGAGCUUUGCUUACUGACUCCGGUGGCUUCCAAAUGGUAUCAUUAUUACAUUUAGCAGAUAUUACUGAAAAAGGUGUUACGUUUCAGUCGCCAGUUGAUGGAAAGCCUAUGCUUCUAACACCUGAGGAAUCGAUUCAAAUCCAAAACAGAAUUGGAGCAGAUAUUAUUAUGGCUCUUGAUGAUGUAGUAAAAACCACCAUUACUGGUCCACGGAUUGAGGAGGCCAUGUAUCGCACUCUCCGAUGGAUAGACAGAUGUAUCGCAGCUCACAAGAGGCCGAAUGAGCAAAAUUUAUUUGGCAUUGUUCAAGGUGGUCUGGAUCCUGUACUAAGGGAUGUAUGUGUUAGACACUUGGUGGAGAGGAAUUUACCUGGCUAUGCUAUCGGUGGUCUUGCAGGCGGUGAAGAUAAAGAUUCAUUUUGGCGAGUUGUUGCUCUGUGUACUGCUUUGUUGCCUGAAGAUAAACCACGAUAUGUGAUGGGUGUUGGUUAUCCACUGGACAUUGUUGUUUGUAGUGCUUUAGGUGCUGACAUGUAUGACUGUGUUUAUCCCACUCGUACUGCUCGUUUUGGCACAGCUCUUGUACCAGAGGGAGUGCUGAAACUUAAACACAAAGCAAUGGCUGAGGAUACUCGUCCCAUUGAUCCAACAUGUGCUUGCAUGGUUUGUAAGAAUUAUACUAGGGCAUACAUUCAUUGUCUUGUUACAAAAGAUGCUAUGGGAUCACAGCUUCUGUCAUAUCACAAUCUGUAUUACAUGAUGCAGUUUCCUAAAGGUGAUGUCCCUGAAUGGGUCUGCAAUGCCAUGGAGGUUGCCGGAAUCAAAAUCUCAUCCUGCUGUGCUUCAUUCUCUUCCUCCCCUGAUUUAGAAUUAGAAAAGGAUGCACCAACCAAGAAAUUUGAUGAUGAUGAGGUAGCAUUUGACAGUAAUUAA